Colletotrichum godetiae is the source of this 1758-nucleotide messenger RNA. Its product is annotated as tripeptidyl-peptidase sed4. NCBI's taxonomy places the organism in Eukaryota, Fungi, Ascomycota, Sordariomycetes, Glomerellales, Glomerellaceae. Gene Ontology annotation, molecular function: tripeptidyl-peptidase activity; serine-type endopeptidase activity. Bases 1 to 1758 code for a protein of 585 amino acids. The record is from RefSeq and is a predicted model, not a curated record. The transcript is spliced from 2 exons. Gene Ontology annotation, biological process: proteolysis.
AUGAGGUUAUCGUCGGUUUCAACUCUGCUUUUGAGCAGCUUCGCUCUCAGUCAACCGACCACGAGCGGACAUGCAAUUCACGAGACCGUGAGGCAGCUGCCGCAGGGUUGGCGGCACGUCGCUCCCGCCGAUGACCUCAACACGAUUCAGCUUUCUGUCGCGUUGAAGCAGCCCGGCUUGUCAGAGUUGAAGGCGCGUCUCGAGGUGACCAGCAACCCGAAGCAUGCCGAAUAUGGCGCACACAUCUCUCGCGACCUGUUAAAGAUGUUCCAAGAGCCCGGCGCCGAUGCCUACGCUGUCGUCGCGGAUUGGCUUUCCGCUCACGACAUUCGGAACUUUGUUCAGGACGGCCCAUGGGUUCGCCUGAACACCACCGUCGGUAAAGCGAACCGCUUGUUGGAUUGCAAAUUUUCCAAGUACCAGUACAAGAGCGAGAAGGCAGUGUUCCGGGCCAAGGAAUAUACCCUUUCCAGCCAGGUCUCAGAGGUUGUCGACUUUGUCUUUCCGGUGACCCAGUUCAUGAGCAAGCCGCCUAGACGACAGAUCAAGGCGAGGGAGUUGGGCAAAGUUAAGCGACAGAGCGCCAUGCCUCGAAGCUGUUGGGACUACACUACCCCCGACUGCAUCGUGGAUCUCUACAACAUCAACUACAGCCCACCAGACGGCCCGUCACCCACAGACUUUGGCAUCGCCGGCUUCCUGGAAGAGUACCCCAACGUCCCGACUCUUCAAGCAUUCCUAGCAUCGUACAGCCCUCGUCGGAACGCCACCGGCUUCUCGCCCAAGUACAACCUCACCGUAGAAUCCGUCAACAACGGCAGCGACACCACCGAAGGCGGCGGCGUCGAGGCUUUGCUUGAUAUUCAGUACAGCAUGCCCUUUAUCCAGCCAAUGAACGUGACCUACUUCUCAACCGGCGGCCGAGGCCCUGAAAUCGGCCCUGACGGCAAAGAAAAGGAUCCCAAGGACAGCGCCCACGAGCCCUGGAUCGAGUUCCUCGAGGCCCUCCUCGCCCGCGAGACCAUCCCGGACGUCAUCUCCAUCUCUUACACCGACGAUGAGCAGCUUAUCCCACAACCGUACGCCCGUCGCGUGUGCGACCUCUUCAUGCAAGUCGCUGCGCGCGGCGUCUCCGUCCUCGUAGCUACAGGUGACGGCGGGGCAGCAGGUAUCGGUUCCGGGGACUGUAUCUCCAACGACGGGAGAAACACGACAAAGUUCAUCCCGACGUUCCCCGUCGACUGUCCCUGGGUUACGGGCGUCGGCGCGACGGGCAAUUACGCGCCGACAGAGCCUGCGUGGUACAGCUCCGGCGGCUUCAGCGAAUACUUUGAGCGUCCGGCGUGGCAGGAGACCGCAGCCAAGGCGUACAUUGCCGGCAUUAACGGGUCUCACGCCGGUUGGUACGCGCCCAACGGCCGCGGUAGCCCGGAUAUCUCGGCCAUUGGGUCCCGGUUCCUGAUGCAGCCUGGGUGGACGCAGAAGGGGACGAGCGCUAGUACGCCUGUCAUCGCGGCCAUGAUUGCGCUCGCCAAUGAUAAGCGGAUGAGGGAGGGUAAACCUGCUCUGGGAUUCCUUAACCCGCUGUUGUACUCUGACAAGGUUCGUUCUGCGAUCAACGAUGUCACGAGCGGGUCUAGUGGAAGUUGCUCUUAUGGGACCCAGGUUGAGAGCGGAUGGUCUGCGACUGCUGGGUGGGAUCCGGCGACUGGUCUUGGGACUUUGGACUUUGCCAAGUUCCUUCAGGCACUAGAGUAA